GCAAGUUCGGUUCCUCCUCUUCUACUAAUCCUGGAAAUAUUGGUUCUUCCGCUAAUUAUGGAAGUAGCGGUAAGAAACAUAAUCUUUCUUCAAUGGCGUUAGGUGGCCUCGGAGGAGCCGUAACUAUGCUACUUGCUAAUUCUUUUGGUCAUCAUGGUCAUCAUGGCCAUCAUGGCCAUUAUCAUGAUGAUA
Messenger RNA from Racocetra fulgida, 192 nucleotides. The record is from the annotation of a GenBank genome assembly. NCBI's taxonomy places the organism in Eukaryota, Fungi, Glomeromycota, Glomeromycetes, Diversisporales, Gigasporaceae.